Molecule: messenger RNA, 5825 nt
Organism: Castor canadensis (American beaver)
Lineage: Eukaryota; Metazoa; Chordata; Mammalia; Rodentia; Castoridae
Gene: Jph3
Product: junctophilin 3
Biological process (GO): regulation of synaptic plasticity
Cellular component (GO): junctional membrane complex; plasma membrane; endoplasmic reticulum membrane
Source: RefSeq, a predicted model, not a curated record
GGCCCCGUCUCCAGCGGGAGCGCGAGACGCUCGUUAGGCUUCGCGGCGCAGCUCGAAAAUGAAAAAUCGCCCCCGGUUGACUUAGAUCCUCCCGAGCCGGCGCCGCGGCCGCCCCGCUCCAGCCCGGCUCGCCGCGGCUUCGGCUUCUCCAUUCCUCCGGAAAAAAAGCAAAGCAAAACAAAAAGCCAGCCAGCCAACCAAGACUCCGGUUUGUUGAUCGCCUGAUUGUUUUUUUUUUUUUUCACCGCUUGCGGGAUUCGCAAACCGCGUUACAUGCAUGUCCAGUGGGGGUAGGUUUAAUUUUGACGAUGGAGGGUCCUACUGCGGAGGCUGGGAGGACGGCAAGGCGCACGGCCAUGGCGUCUGCACCGGCCCCAAGGGCCAAGGCGAAUACACCGGCUCGUGGAGCCACGGCUUCGAGGUGCUGGGCGUCUACACCUGGCCCAGCGGCAACACGUACCAGGGCACCUGGGCGCAGGGCAAGCGGCACGGCAUCGGCCUGGAGAGCAAGGGGAAGUGGGUGUACAAGGGCGAGUGGACGCACGGAUUUAAGGGGCGCUACGGGGUGCGGGAGUGCACGGGCAACGGGGCCAAAUACGAAGGGACCUGGAGCAACGGGCUGCAGGACGGCUAUGGCACAGAGACCUACUCGGAUGGAGGGACGUACCAGGGCCAGUGGGUCGGCGGUAUGCGGCAUGGCUACGGCGUGCGGCAGAGUGUCCCCUAUGGCAUGGCAGCGGUCAUCCGCUCGCCCCUGAGGACCUCCAUCAACUCCCUGCGCAGUGAGCACACCAAUGGCACCGCGCUGCACCCGGACGCCUCCCCGGCCGUGGCCGGCAGCCCGGCCGUGUCCCGGGGUGGCUUCGUGCUGGUGGCACACAGCGACUCGGAGAUCCUGAAGAGCAAGAAGAAGGGCCUGUUCCGGCGCUCGCUGCUGAGCGGCCUGAAACUGCGCAAGUCCGAGUCCAAGAGCAGCCUGGCCAGCCAGCGCAGCAAGCAGAGCUCCUUCCGUAGCGAGGCCGGCAUGAGCACCGUCAGCUCCACGGCCAGCGACAUCCACUCCACCAUCAGCCUGGGCGAGGCCGAGGCCGAGCUGGCCGUCAUCGAGGAUGACAUCGAUGCCACCACCACCGAGACCUACGUGGGCGAGUGGAAGAACGACAAGCGCUCGGGCUUCGGCGUGAGCCAGCGCUCGGAUGGGCUCAAGUACGAGGGCGAGUGGGCCAGCAACCGGCGGCAUGGCUACGGCUGCAUGACCUUCCCCGACGGCACCAAGGAGGAGGGCAAAUACAAGCAGAACAUGCUGGUGAGCGGCAAGCGCAAGAACCUCAUCCCCCUGCGCGCCAGCAAGAUCCGCGAGAAGGUGGACCGCGCCGUGGAGGCCGCCGAGCGGGCCGCCACCAUCGCCAGGCAGAAGGCGGAGAUCGCGGCGUCCAGGACCUCCCACUCACGGGCCAAGGCCGAGGCAGCCCUCACGGCCGCCCAGAAAGCCCAGGAGGAAGCUCGGAUCGCCAGGAUCACUGCCAGAGAGUUCUCGCCUUCCUUCCAGCACAGGGAAAACGGGCUAGAGUACCAGAGGCCGAAGCACCAGAUCUCCUGCGAUGACAUCGAGGUGCUCUCCACGGGGACGCCCCUGCAGCAGGAGAGCCCCGAGCUGUACCGCAAAGGCACCACCCCUUCCGACCUCACCCCCGACGACAGCCCCCUGCACAGCUUCCCUGCCAGCCCCUCGGCCACCCCGCCACCGGCUCCGGCCUCCAGGAGCAAGGCGGCUCACUUCUCGCGGCAGGUGUCGCUGGACGAGGAGCGAGGUGGGGACAUUCAGAUGCUCCUGGAAGGCCGGGGAGGGGACUAUGCCCGCAACAGCUGGGGCGAGGAGAAGGCCAGGGGCUCCAGGGGCGUCCGCAGCGGCCCACUGCGCAGUGGCCAGCCAGCCGAGGACUUCCGCACCCGGGGCUCGGGCCACAAACAGCCUGGGAACCCCAAGCCCCGGGAGCGGCGGACGGAGUCCCCCACCACGUUCUCGUGGACUUCCCACCACCGGGCGGGCAACCCCUGCCCCGGGGGCUCCAAGCUGCCGGAGCAGGACGAGGAGCAGCUGAGCAACUACAAGCUGGAGAUGAAGCCCCUGCUGCGGAUGGACGCCUGUCCCCAGGAGGCGCAGCCCCAGAGGCGGCGCCACAGUCGGGGCGUCGGGGGCGACCGGCGCACGGAAGACCGGGCUUUCGGGCUGCAGAGACUGAGGCCUAAGGCCCAGAACAAGGAGAACUUCAGGCCGGCCUCCUCCGUGGAGCCCACGGUGCAGAAGCUGGAGAGCCUGCGGCUGGGGGACCGGCCCGAGCCCAGGCUGCUGCGCUGGGACUUGACCUUCUCCCCACCCCAGAAAUCCCUGCCUGUUGCACUUGAGUCUGACGAGGAGAACGGGGAUGAGCUCAAGGCCAGCACGGGCUCAGCUCCCAUUCUGGUCGUCAUGGUGAUCCUGCUCAACAUUGGAGUCGCCAUUUUGUUUAUUAACUUUUUCAUCUGAUGAGGUUGUUGCGAUGGCUGAAGUAACAAGUGUACAAAAAGGGAAUCCUAACUCAGACAGCCCCACAACUUCCAAGUCUUUUCACAGAAGAACAACAUGAUUGGGUAUUACUCACAGUUUGCCUUUUUUUCUGGGUAAUGUUUUUUGGAUUUUAGCCAAAAUUCUUUGCUUGUAUAACACUAUGCUGUGUGGCAUGGCAGGAGGCCAGCACGCCGACCCUCCAGCUUGAUGUGGAAAAAGAAGGGGUCCUGGCAAACCAGAAGCAAAAAAGCAAUGGUCGUCUUCAUCCUCGCCUUUCUAGUUGGGGUGUGAAAGGUGGCGGUGGCCAAGGAGGAGUCCCCCUGACAAGGGUGCCCGGUUAGCCAGGCAAGGUGCUGACACACAGUCAGUUAACUCUGUCUCUCCUGUUUGGAAUCGGUGACGAGUAUAGGCAUGGGGAAUAGGGUGUCCCACCCCGGCUGGGAGCAGCCCAGGCCUUUUUCUACCUUAACUCUGUGCUGCAUACUUACGGGAAGAGAAAUGUUUUCUCUUUCCCACAAAACAGACCACGACCCCACCCCUCCUCUUCUCAGCACUGCCCCUGGCCCUCCUUGUGAGGCUGUCUCCCGACACCGAGUCUUAAAGUCCUUAUUCUUCCCUGCUGUCCUCUGCUCACUCGUUGUUUGCCCCGUCCGGCCACCCUCCCUCCAGACCCAGGGAAGCCGUGCUGCUGAUGUUCAGGGCUGACCCUGAUCCGGUGGGCACAUCUGAACACUGAUGCCAUGGGGCUGUGCCCCAUGCCAUGGACAGUCCAACAGCACGCCUGGGCUCUGAGCAUGUGGCAUUUUUGCACUUAGUAUGCUUCCGUGUCCCUGGCAGUGACGCCCCAUGGCCGUCACCUGUUACUGACCUCCACGGGGUCUCCCAUCUUUGCACUGUGCCUGCAACUUCUUGUAACAGAUAUGCAGAUUCCCUCCAGACUCCUCAGUGCUACUCCAGAGCAGGCGUGGUCCUGGGACAGUGACUUUGAAACCCAGUGGCUUGAAUUUCCUGGAAAUUGUUGCAUCUCCCCCACCAACCCAGAUGUACGUAACUUGUUCCAGUCAAACAAAAACAGGUUCCUUAUGUCUCUGCCUUCUCUACCAGGGUUGUCUCCCCAUCCAAACAAACAAGGGAUGCCAGAACCUCUGGGGCCUGUGGCCAGCUCUCACGUGCAGACAUGCCUGGGUCUGGCCCGGGCACGUCAGCAUGCGGGGGCCCUUCACGUGAUUUCCCAUCAGUCUUCUUGGGUGCAGCCCGUCUUAUGGACUCUGCCUUGCUUUGCUUAUGUUUAGCUGUUUCUCUGCUACCUUUCGAGCAGAUUUCUUUACUACACUGCACUGGAUUGCUAUAUUUUUAAUCAGAAAUAAACUAAAGAUUAGAGCAUGUUCCAGUUACAUUCAGUUUUAUGGUUUUCCGUUAUCCAUCCACUGCCUGUUCCUUCUCAUGGGUCGGUUUGGUUUGGGGACCUAGGGGAGGGAGACUCUGUAGGUGACAGUGCAUUUCUGAUUGUUUCUAGGGGGUUUACAUCUUUUUGUACAUCUUAUUUUUCCGUUCCUUUUUUAAUAUCAAGUGGUUGCUGCAGACCUUAAGUGAACCAAAUAAAGAUUCCUGCUCUUUGCAGCUCUGAGAAUCAUCCAUGCUGGGAUAUGUGUUUUGUAAUUCUGUCUGCAAUGACCAGAGCUGUGUAUGUUCCAGAAACAGCAUGACACAACAGGUUGUCUCCCCACGCAGGUGGCACAUCCGCACACACACACACACACAAGAGACACACAGCAUGUGUGGCUUCGUGCCUAGGUGGCUCUCACAGGGAGUGACCAGCAUGGCACUUGUCUACCACAGGUGACACAACCAUGACACCAAACCCAUGGCCAGUGUUGCACCAGCAGCCUGCCUGUGCAGAGAGCAAAACCACAUUCCUGGUAAAUUUCAGGAUUUAUUGAGACUAAGAUGCAGUGGGGCGCAAAGACUCUAGAAAGCUGACCUGCAGCUGGUUUCCACACAGCAUGAUUAAAGAUAGAGGCACCCUGUCACCCCCGUGGCCAGCUCACUUUCUUUCCUACCUGUCCAGAGCCCUGGGUACACAUUAUGCUGAGCGAGAGGACAGCAGCAUUCAAGGCAGAUCAUGUGGCCCGCUGGCUGCCAGCGCAGAGCAUCUGACAGUUUUCAGACCCAGAGCAGACAGGUAGGCACCACUUCCCCACAGCUGCUUCUGUUCUCUAGCUAUGAAAACUAAACAACUUUCCCCAGAGCCUGCCUCUGGUCCUGUGGGCAAAGGAACAGCUCACGCCCCAGGCUCACCUCUCCUCUGCACCUGCCCUGGAGGGUGGAAGACACUUGCUGCCUGAGGCUGGUAGCUGAGGCAUAGUGUACACUGGCUGCCUUGUGCCUUUUGAAGUUUUGUUAGUGUGUAAAAAAGUGUUUGGAUCAUUUCAGGCAACUGGUAAAUCCUUACCCAUUCUUUUGGAGACUAAGUACUGUGGUCACGAGCACACAAUUCCCAGAGGUACAGAUUAGGCACACAGCACAGAGCCUGAAAUAACUGAUAAGGAAAAUGGUGACACAGGAAAACUGUGUGCAGCUAGUGAAAUACAAUGGCUGUGCCCAGAUCACUGUAGAGGACAGCCACCGAGACACAAGGCUGACUCACUCUCCCAUGUAGUACAACCCCUCUUCACAAACGGUAACUCUUCUGUGAAACUCCACUGAUGAGGUGUGAGCAGACGUGCAUUCCUACACGAGCUAGGCCCAAGACUCCUCAGUGACACCUGAGGCAAGACCACAGGCCUGUCUCUCCAGUCUGCAACACCGCCCCCCAUCCCCCAUGCCAUGGGUUUGGUGCUCAGAUACAGGCAGGGCAGCUACACAUCCUGGCUUUAAUUCUGCUUGCUCCUGCUCACCUGCAAACGGGUCGAGUUUAGACAGAUCACAUGCCCCACCCCCCCCAAUGAAGACUAAAGGUUGCUGCCAAGAGCCCACGGAGUGCUCAAAUGCCCAAGGACUACAGACAUCUAGCGCGCAAGUACUUGGGGGAUCCGUGUUUUGGGGUUGAAUCAGCACCAGUAUGACUCCUGUGGGCGGACUGCUCCCGUGUCCCCUGCAGGCUGUCUGACCAGAGGCUGCUCUACUCACACACCCAGGAACUCUGAUCUGCUUCAAGUCUUCCUGGGAUGGCUGUCCAUUCCAUCGCACUGUGCAAUGAAACUUCUCAUGAUGAUGGCCGAAGGGUGAGGGCAGCUUUCUCUUCCAGAUUAAGCUGCUCUGUUAACUCUUCUUAGGU